UAUGCAUCGCUCUCCCAGACCAGACACCAAGUGCAGCAGUCCCGUCCGAACACCGCAGUCUGCCUGCAAUGCCCUUGGACGCUGUCGCUCCGUCCGCCUCGGCAGCACUCUGACCAGUCCGGUCUCCCAGUGAUUAUCCCGGACCAAAUAUUGCGGCAGCCCCAUCUGCGCAGUCUGAAACUCAUGGGGAAGCUCCAAGGAUAACAGGGUGCGGGAGAUCGCCACUGCAGAGAACCUGCCGGUAGUUCGCAGCCCCCGCAGCAGCAGCAGCAGCGGGAGGAGGAGAAGGAGGAGGGUUGCGCUGGUGUCAGAGGUUUCAGCGUCGCAUCCACUAUUCUGAUCACUUCAUAUCACCUUGAAUGGAUACAUCAUGGCUACGCUUACAUGCAGGGUGCAGUUCUUAGAUGACACCGACCCUUUCAACAGCACCAAUUUCCCAGAGCCCACCAGACCGCCUCUGUAUACCUUUAGGGAAGAUAUUCCUCUGAUCAAUCAAAUAGCUGGAGUCCACAGGCUGGUGAAAGCACCACACAAGCCGGAUGACUGCGCCCUCCAGCUGUCCCAUAAUGGAAGCUAUUUGGAUUUGGAGUCUACCCUGGCAGAGCAGAAGGAUGAACUGGAGGGAUUUCAGGAGGAUGGAGGGAGGGGCAAGAAACACAGCAUCAUUCUUCGUUCGCAGCUUUCAGUCAGAGUUCAUGCCUGCAUUGAAAAACUCUAUAACUCCAUAGGACGGGAGCUGCGGAGGGCUCUUUUUUCUCUGAAGCAGAUUUUUCAGGAUGACAAAGAUUUGGUUCACGAAUUUGUGGUAGCUGAAGGACUGACGUGUUUGAUCAAAGUGGGGGCUGAAGCAGACCAGAACUACCAGAAUUACAUCCUCAGGGCUUUAGGCCAGAUAAUGCUGUACGUGGAUGGGAUGAAUGGCCUCAUAUCUCACAAUGAAACAGUCCAGUGGCUUUACACCUUGGUUGGAUCAAAGUUUCGUCUGGUGGUGAAGACGUCCCUCAAGUUGUUGCUGGUGUUUGUGGAAUACACAGAAAGCAAUGCUGCCCUGCUAAUAAAGGCUGUGAACACUGUGGAUACCAAAGGAGGUAAAAAACUUUGGUCAAAUGUCAUGGAAAUCCUGGAGGAGAAGGACGGAGUGGACACCGAGCUGCUGGUGUUUGCCAUGACGCUCAUUAAUAAGACUCUGGCAGCCCUUCCGGAUCAGGACUCCUACUACGACAUGGUGGACUGUCUUGAGGAACAAGGUAUUGAAGUGACGGCCCGGAGACAUCUAGGCAGAAAGGGCACUGACCUUGAUCUUGUUGAACAGUUCAACAUCUAUGAGACGAUUCUUCGCCAUGAGGACGGGGACAACGAAGCCCAGCUGCCUCCAUGUGGCAGAAAGGACCGCCGCAGAGCUAGCGUCGGUGGUACCAAUGAGAGACGGGGCUUGGAGAGAAGACGGAGCCGGAGACAUUCGCUGCAGAAUAACAAAGACCAUACUUCCAGCUCAGCAACUCCAAGCAACUCUUACUCCCAUUCCAGUAGUUUCCUUCCCUUUGGUGGCCACCGAGUUGAAGACAUCAGCGAAAGAGAAGAGGAAGAGGAAGAAGAGGAGGAUGAGGAUGAGGAGGCCGAGGCAGAUGAUGAAAGCCAACCAGACACUGAACCCUCUAGACAGGGCUCUCACAGUGUGGCUCCAGAUGUAGCAGACACUCCUAACAUGUGUUUGAACUUAAAGUGUAUGACCAACAUCCUCCUUAAAGCCAGUGACCCUGCAGGGCAGAGAGACUUUCUCAGCAUCAAGACCAGGACACCAUCUCCUGUGUCCGUUGCACCUAAAAAGAGGACCUUUAGUCCUUGUCUGGCAGAUACUCCAUCUUCUACAAUUUACUCAGCUACAAAGCCCUGCUGGGCUGAGAGAAAAAGUUUUAAUGGGAGACAUCCAACUCCAACAUCACCCAUCCAUCAACUCAGUAGCUCAACACCCUCUGCCCCUGACACCAGGUCUGACAGGACUGCUAUCGGGAGCUUGCUGACAUCUUCAUACAGGCAACAUCAAGAAUCUCUGGCUGCAGAGAGAGAGAAGAGAUGUCUGGAAAGAGAGGAGCGUCUGCAGAGGAUUGAAAGAGAAGAGAGAAAUCGAUUCAAUCGUGACCAUGUGGAAAAGAGAAAAGAAGCGAGACAAGUCAGAGAGGAAAGGUGCAAAGCAGUAGAGAGGCUGGCUGCAGAGGAGUUUGAUCGGGAGCGCCCUCGAGUGCCGACAAGAGGACGUACAGAAAUCACCCUGUGUUUGAGUCCAACUCCGACGAACCGCUCAGUAUCGCGCUGCUCCACAGCAGCACCCUCUAUCUCACAGGAAAAGACAGUCACGGCUGCAGAGCAGAUGUCAGGAACAGAAAACUUAUCAAGUCCAAACCUCAUCCCACAGAUUAGAACCAAGAGUCCAGCACCUGAACUACCAGCACCAGACUUGCCCCAAACAGCAAAUAACAAAACUGAGACAAAGACACGUGUGGUUGCAGGAAUUUUUGCUACGAUACAGAGUGGCAAGAAAGGGGCAGCACAGCUUGAUGAGAAAGAGCAGUCGGGAAAAGAGAAGGAAGAGAAACAAGAGCAGGAGAUCCUUACAGAACCGGAGCGGAUUGUUGAUGAGGUUGGAGCUGAGGAAGCAGAGGUGACAGAUGGACCAGAGGUUGGAGAGCAGGAUGUUAAUGUGGAGGUGGAGUUAGAGGAGAAAUUACAACCUGCAGAUGGAGAGGUGGAUGGACAGAUGGAGGACAGUGUGAUGCUGAGUGAGAAAGAGAGACAGAACGAGGAGGUGAAUGAAAAAGACAACUGCUCCGCAUCCAGCAUCUCUUCUACAAGCAGCACUCUGGAGAGGGAGGAGCGAGAGCAGAAGAUAACUAAAGACACUGACUCAGGCCAAUGGACUCAUUGUUUAAAGGACACAGAUGUGAAUGACCAAUGCAAGAAGAUUCUCAACAACAAGCGCUUCAUGCUGGACAUGCUUUAUGCCCAGAAGGCCGUCUCAGAGGAUGACAGGGACGUCAGAGAGUCAGAGAAGGAGCGAUGUAAAUGUGAAAAGGAAACGGAUGGGAGUGACCCUAUGGCCAGUUUGGCCAGCCGGAUCUCCACACUGGAGGCAAAUAGACAGGAAAGAGAGGACUGUGUAAAAAAAUUAGAGGUGGGCAACCUGGACAACCACGGCAACGUCAGGGCAGUGGCGGAAAAAUUUGGGGAUUUAGUCAAGGGUCUGACAUGUGCACUGGAGAUGGAGGCUCCUAAAGAGCAACAGCAAACAGACAAAUCAUCUGGUUCAGCCCCGAAGAAAGAGUCGGAUCACAUCUGGGAUCAGCUGAUGGCGUCCCCCAGGGAGCUGCGCAUCAAAGAAAUGGACUUCACAGAUCUUAGAGAAGAGGACGACAUGGACAUUUUAGAUUUGGAGGGCGUGGUCAACUCACCUUCUCUGCCAUGCAGUUCUGCCCUCCCACCACCUCCGCCUUUGUUUGGAUGUCCCCCACCUCCUCCCAUUCCGGGCAGGAUGAUGCCUCCACCCCCUCCGUUUAUGGCUCCCAUACCACCGCCCUCUCCUCAGCUGGGUCGAGGGGACGCCCCUCUCUUCCAAAAGAAGAAGACCAUCCGUCUCUUCUGGAACGAGGUGCGUCCUGUGGACUGGCAGCGCAAGAAUCACAAGUUCUGUAAGGAGUCCCUGUGGUCCAAACUGGAGCCGGUUAAACUGGAUACGUCUAAACUGGAGCAGCUGUUUGAGACCAAAUCCAAGGAGAUGUCAGUAACAAAGAAAGCAUCAGUUGAAGGCAAACGACAAGAAAUCAUUGUCCUGGACUCAAAGCGCAGCAACGCCAUAAAUAUUGGGUUAACUGUCUUGCCCCCUCCACGCACAAUCAAGACAGCUAUUCUCAACUUUGAUGAGUAUGCACUAAACAAGGAAGGCAUUGAGAAAAUCCUCACAAUGAUCCCCACAGAGGAGGAGAAGCAGAGGAUCCAGGAGGCUCAGCUGAUGAACCCUGACAUUCCUCUGGGCAGCGCCGAGCAGUUCCUGCUCACCCUCUCCUCCAUCACGGAGCUGUCAGCGCGCCUGCAGCUGUGGGCCUUCAAGAUGGACUACGAGCUUAUUGAGAAGGAAGUGGCAGAGCCAUUGCAGGACCUAAAAGAAGGAAUGGACCAACUUGAGAAAAACAAGACCCUCAGAUACAUCCUCACCACCCUGCUGGCCAUUGGUAACUUCCUCAAUGGCUCAAAUGCCAAAGGCUUUGAGCUGAGUUAUUUGGAAAAAGUCCCGGAGGUGAAGGACACGGUUCAUAAGCAGUCCCUGUUGCACCACGCCUGCGCCAUUGUGGUGGAAAAGUUUCCAGACAGCACCGACCUCUACUCUGAAAUAGGAGCCAUCACCCGCUUGACCAAGGUGGAUUUUGACCAGCUUCAAGACAAUUUGGCCCAGAUGGAACGCAGGUGCAAAGCAUCAUGGGAUCACCUAAAAGUCAUCGCCAAACAUGAAAUGAAACCAGCGUUGAAGCAAAAAAUGUCAGACUUCCUUAAAGACUGUGCAGAGAGAAUUAUAAUUCUGAAAAUAGUGCAUCGCAGAAUAAUCAACAGGUUCCACGCUUUUCUGUUGUUCCUGGGGCAUCCUAUCUACGCUGUACGAGAGGUUAGCAUCCAUCGCUUCAGCAAGAUCCUGAGUGAGUUCGCCCUGGAGUACCGGACAACGAGAGAGCGCGUGCUGCAACAGAAACAGAAGAGGGCCAACCACAGAGAAAGAAACAAGACCAGGGGGAAAAUGAUAACAGACAGUGAGGAUGACGAUGACAGUGAGAGCGGUAAAUUUGGAGGUGCCUCUUCAGACGCACAGGAGAGUCAGUCUCAGGGUAUCCAGAGUGCUGACGAUGCAGCGGAACAUGAAAACAUGAAGGCCAUGUUAAAAAGUGGUCUGACGGACGCAGAGAGCAGCACAUCCACAGUGCCCGGCCUAAGGAAUCGUACCAGAGGAGGCAGUCUCAGAGGACGUAUUGCUCCAUGGUGUUCUACCAGCAAUGACCCUGUGAACUGCACAGACGACACAGCGGACGAGAUCAUGGAGAGGAUCGUUCGGUCCGCCACUCAGGGGCCAGGCCCGAGAACGCUACCUCGCGAAAGGAGACGAUCCCGACUUAACAGGAAAUCAUUAAGGAGGACACUUAAGAGCGGCUUGACGACAGAAGAGGCCAAUGCUCUCGGCUUGUCCGGUGGUUCAGAGCUGCAGGUGUGAGGAAGACCACAAUUACGCUGGACAUUAAGAUGACUCUCGGCCCUUUCACUGCCCCCUACUUCCGAUCCAGACUGGAAACCCACCCCUCUCUAGCUUGGCUCUCAAACCACAGUGAGCUGGGAUGAGUUGUUUGGUUUACGUACUGUGACACAAGAGAGAGGGGAAAACCGCUGCGAAAGAUCUUAGUCUUAAACCUGUGGGUAGGAAAAACAGCUUUGCAUUCUAACCACUAAGCUUGGCUUUUGCUGGAUGAUCACAGAAUGACUGCUUUCGCAAGGCUUUAUCACGGUCAUCCUUCAAAUGCGACUCGCGUACAAGUGCCCACAGAGGUUUUGCUUUGUUUUGUGUGCGCCUAAGGCUGCCAGUGCACGAGCUUUAAUCCCUGCAGCCUUCCCUGGAUCCAAAGGGUUGAAUGUGGUGCAGAACCGGAAUCUUAAAAAGUACUUUUUGCUGGGGGUUGGACAACGUAUAGCUGAGCUAAAUGACAUUUCAUCUAUUGAAUAGAUGGCUUAGUGAAGAUGGUUAUUUUGUUGUUUACUACUGGGGUAUUUUGUGUUUCGUUUUGGUCUGAAAAGGUGCUUAAAAAAGGAACAUUUGCACUGGAUGUAAACGUUGGCUAUCAUUGGAAUGUGAGAUGCUUGACACUGAUGAACCACUCUGACAUCUUGACUCUGACAAUAUGCUCAUCAAUGUGCCAGCUAUUCAGUAGCAGUUUUUACGUGACUGAAGUGGACAGAUUCAAGGCAGAUGUGCAUUAGUUUACAGGUGAAGAAGGAAUUUAUUAGUGUAGAUAUAUUUUUUUUGAAGAUUAUAAUGAAACAAAAUGUUCAGUGUUUGUUGGAUCAAUUCUUAAAUAAAACUAAAAGGCUGGCAAGUAUCCAAGGGAGGCAGGCACAGUUAGUACUCUUUACAAAGUUGAGUUGUAUUUUAUAGAAACUAUGAGCUGCACAUUUCAGUGCCUUGCUGACAGUUAUUUAUUAAGACGCUUUCAGGGACAUGUGAUCACAUAUUGUUACUACAGAUGUGCAGUUUGUGUAUGAGAAAAUUAUUUUAAUGUUCAUCAGUCGAUGUUUUUAAACCCAUCAUGGCAAAAUAACUUCUUUUUUUUUUACCUUUAUGAAGAUAAUGUAGUUUCUACAGCUUCAAGUUGUACGUCAUCCAAGUCCUAUCGUUUGGCCUUGGUCUAAAAUUAGUGCACAUACAGAUCGAUUAAGGUAAAGGAGAUGUAACAAUUGGCCAAACUAAUCUGUAGUUUAAAUGACAUUAAAGAAGGUUUCACUUUGUCCUGUAAAGGAUAUUUGAGUAUUUCUUUUUUUCUUUAAGCACACUGCUGUGAAAAUCUGAAGUCAUCCCUUUUUUGUAUAUUUUACCUUCAAAAAUCCUGACUACGGAUGCCAAAAAGGCUGUCUCCCUGAAUUCCCAAGAUUCUCACCUUAACUAUGAAUUUCCAAAAGGCUGUCAAUACUUCAGAGUUCAGUAUGUUCCAAACCAGUCAGAUUUGGAAAAGCCUUUCUGCAUUUUGCUCAGCCCUCCUGUAAACUGGUAAAAGUUUUGCUCUCUCAGUCUGAAUGGAUAAAAUCUUUGUGCUUCCUCUGGCUUUAUUUUUAAACAUUUCACCAUUUUUGAAAAUGGCUUUGAGUUUCCUUUUCUGAGUAAUCUGUACAAAAUGUUUUGGGUUGUUUUUUUUUGUUUUUUUUUUUUUACAGCAGUCUGGUGCAUUUACUGUUGGGUAUAAGAUCUGAUUUUUUUUAGUUUAUUACUGACAAGUCAGUGAUCAGGAACGAUCAAUAUAACAAUUGUCCAUUUUCAAACACUAGAUGAUUUCUUGGUGCAUCUUGAGGCAUUAUUGCUUAAACAGUCAUUCUCAAAGAUGCAAAUUGUUAAAAAAAAAAAAAAAAAAAAAAGACAAUGAAAAGCAAUCCUCAAAUGGCUCCUCUAAUUACUUUACAGGUGCCUGUAAAGAUCUGUACAGGUGCCCAUAGGAGUAUAAAUAUUUAAUGCAGAUGAACAAUAAAAGAAAGUUUGGCUUUCAUUAAAUUUACUUUGUAGCUCCUCAUUUAGCCCAAACCUGCCAUGGAAAUGAAAAAAACAGACUAGAUGCUAUGAAGGCAACGAAAAACAAAAGCACAGCAUUUUGUUCUGUAUAACAUAUAAUUAAAUCAGUUUUGUCAUCCAAGGAACAAACAUAAGCAGGGAAGCAGCAGUGGUGUAAUUGUUUUAUUCCAAAUGACACACAGGACUUGCAGCUUUGUUAACUUUCAUUCGUUUCAACUCCACAUUCUGUGUGUCCUCACUCAGUUCAGUGUCUUUCUCUUCAGCCGCUGGCUACUCUGUUCCGCCAUCAUAACCAGAUUCAUAUAAACUCCCAUAUGUCAUCAAAAACUUAUUGUUUAAGAACACUAAAACUUUUGUUGUUGUUUAUAAAGGCAGUUGUUUGUGUUUUUCCAUUAUUACUAAAUAUAGUGGCAUGAAAACUUGGAUCAGCAGAAUUUAUUUUGACAAAGUAUUUGCAAAAAAGUGUUUUGAGCUCGAAGAGUCGAAUUUUCUCAAAUCCCUAAUAAGAUUAUUUUCUACCAAGGAUUGUACAUAUUUAAAAUGUCUGUUCAAUAUUAUGAAGUUAGAAGUGGCGCAAGACUUUUGCACAAAACAGUAUGAAUAAACACGUAUGUAAAAAAGAUAAUAGCAAAAUUUGUCAUAAACAUUCAUCACAUUAAGACAAUGCAAAACUGAGCCAGACUUUAAAGUCAAAUAAAAUGUUUGCAUAUAAAAACUCAUUCUGUGAUCUGUACAUCUCUUUUUGCAAUUACUAGCGUGAGUAUAUUCAGUUUUAACAAAGCUUAGAAUUUCUAAGGCAAAUGUAUUUACUUUACAAAAUGUCACUGUAAAGGAUUUACAGCAGUUACAUGUGUAAGGAGCAAAAGACUGGAUUAUUGCCCAUUCAAAGUCAUCUUUAUAGAUGAAAGUAAAUUUUGCAUUAUAUUUGAAAAUAAAAGACUAAGUUAGUUGAAAUCCAAUGUAAAGUUGGCAGUCAGUGAAGAUUUAGGAAGCCAUGUCAUUUACUUGUGCUCCUUCAGUGUUUCAUCGAAUCCAAAAUCAGCAAGCUAACGAUAGAGCACUUAAGGGUUCCCUCUGCAAGCUUUAUGGAGAUGCCGAUUUCAUUUUCCAGCAGACCUCGGUACCUGUCCACACUACCAAAAGUACCUACGUCUACUUUGAUGACCACAAUAUGGCCGACACUGGCCUGCAAUAAUAAACCCCAUAAGAAAAUCUAUGUAUGGUCAAAAGGAAGAUAAGACCCAUCAGAGCCAAUAAUGCAGAUGAGCUGAAGGAAAUUUACUCAACCUGGUCUUCAGGAUCACAUCCAUGCCAUGAUGAACUGAUGCAGGAGCUCUGAUCAGCAUGGAGUGCAUACACUGCAGUAUUUGGAUGUACUUUUGAACAGCCCCGAUUUCUGAAAUAAAUGUUUAAUGGAGAGCUUUAUUUUGAAACAAAACUCUGAGAAACUGGAUUUUGGGUCAAACUCAACAGACGGCUUACAUGAUAGAUGUGUAAUAGCAUACGACAAGUUGCAUUUCCAGAAGCAAAUUACUGAAUUCUAUUUUUUAUAUAAUUUAUUAGGAUGCACCUAUAAAUAAAGGAAGUGUAAGUACCCAGACUGGACAAGUUAUCAAUUAUGAGAAAUAAUAGAAAUUAUUCAAUAGUGGUAAUUUCACAAAGUGUUUUUUUUUUUUUUUUUUUUUUGUUCAUUUUGGCCCUGCGUGUGAAAAUGUUCAGGAAAAGCUGAAAGUGUUAUUGUGAUGGUUAGGAAAAUUCAGCCAGCCUGGCUUUAAGAAACUCAACUUUUUUUUUCUUUUUUUGCUUCAAAGGGGUUUUCUGAGCUUCAGAUAUUAGAUGCAUUUUGGGGUUUUUUGGCUUUUUUUUUUUUUUUUACAAUAUGAUCAAAUUAACCAGCAACUUCAAGUUUAAAGCCUUUGAUUUUCUUGCACUUCAUUUCUUACUUUUAGCCCAUAUGUACUGUAGCCUGUGCCAUCUCACCUCAAACAAAAACAGUAUUAAAACCAAGGCUUCUGUUGUAUCCAUCCCCACAGCAAAUCUAUGUAACUACAAUAAAAAGGCUCAUUGAAACACCUUUGGGACUAUUUUUUAAUCAUCCUUCAGUUGUACUGGAUUUAAGCAGAAAAAAAAAUUCACAUGUGACACUUAUGAUGAAAAUGCAAGAAAACCUUAAUCUUCUUUAUUGUUUUAGUCCACAAAACCCAUGCUUCAAGUUACUUGAAAGUUCAAGAGCGCAGACGUGGAUGACGGGCUGCUGAUAUUGCUCACAUAGUGUUUUCUUGUAUAGUUUUUCCCACACAGACCUCAUUUGGUCUUGUUUACAUCAUCUGUACAUCAAGGUCUUCUGGGUUUCAAUUUGAUUAUGGUUUGCUUUUUUUUAAUUAUUAUUAUUUUAUUAAACAGCAGAACUGCAUGAAGAAAAAGUAAGCUACCUACAAAAAAAUGAAGAGAAAGAUGGGGAGGAGGGAAAACCAAGCAUCACAAACAGCACAAAACAAAGCUGAUCAGUCUCAGCAAAUCCAGUGCAACCCAAAACACAUUUUUGCUUUAUUCCAUCUAAAAACAAGGGUGCAUAAUAACAUUAUACUUGGAAUUUAGCAAUUACUCUAAUUUUUUAUGUGCAUUUUCCUUGACCCUUUUGUUUAGCACAGUACCUCAUAAUUGUAUAGAUAAAUUACAUCAUGGAGUAUUCCCUUUCCACUGGACAUUUUGAUCUUUGCAAAACAUUGAAUAACUUGACAGGCUUUUGCAGGCGUAUUAUAUUGCUACAUUUUAAAAACAAAGAACAAAAGGAAUUUCUAGUUUUGCAUAUUUUCUUAGUUUUAUGGUUUGGUGUGCAACUUCACCAGUAAUGUCAAAUCGUCUCUGAAGUAGCACCACAACAACAAACAGACAAACAAACAAACAAACAAACCCCGAAUGCCGGGAAGGUCAGGCCGGUUUGUUUAAAGUUUGUUUUAAAAGUAGCACAAAUCCCAAAUGUGCAGUUAAUUCCUGUCAUAAAAUACAAUAGGGAACAGAUUUGAAUUGCUUUAAAGGGAAAACAUGUAAACAUGUAAGCAACAGAUAAAAGAGACGCAGGCUUAAUUCUGAGAUCAUUUCAACCUGGUGUCAAUCUCAGGGUUCAGAUUCGGUCAAGUCAAUUCAGAGCUUCUGGACACCAUAAUGAAUUGUUAGAUUUGAUUUAAAUUAAAAAAAAAAUGUUCACAAAGCAUUAUUCAAGAUG
This is a messenger RNA of Gambusia affinis (western mosquitofish), 10529 nucleotides long. RefSeq names its product formin homology 2 domain containing 3b (gene fhod3b). Gene Ontology annotation, cellular component: cytoplasm; cytoskeleton. The transcript has 29 exons. The record is from RefSeq and is a predicted model, not a curated record. Bases 371 to 5248 code for a protein of 1625 amino acids. Gene Ontology annotation, molecular function: actin filament binding. NCBI's taxonomy places the organism in Eukaryota, Metazoa, Chordata, Actinopteri, Cyprinodontiformes, Poeciliidae. Gene Ontology annotation, biological process: cortical actin cytoskeleton organization; cardiac myofibril assembly; sarcomere organization.